AUGGCCGCUGCUGCUUCCGAUAGCUUCAUCCACCUGGCGAGGCCUCUGGCGCCCAAUACCGUCGGAAUCCAGACUAACCUUGCCCCGCUCACUGUCAACAUCCAGCCUCAGGCUGUCCUCUCUAUCCUCGACCACGCCGUUCGACGAGACAUCCGAGAUACCCAAUCCACCCGAGUUAUUGGCGCCCUCGUCGGCACCCGAUCUGAAGAUGGCACCGAAGUUGAGGUUCGCUCGUGCUUCGCCAUCCCCCACACCGAGGAGGAGGACCAAGUCGAGGUCGACGUCGAGUACCAGAAGAACAUGCUUGCCUUGACCCUCAAGGCCAACCGCGGCGAGUCCCUACUCGGCUGGUACACCACCUCCCACGAGCUCAACAGCUUCAGCGCCCUUAUCCAGAACUUCUUCGGCUCUCCUGACACCGGCACAUUCCCCCACCCUGCCAUUCACAUGACCAUCUCUACCGAACCCGGCGAGGAUAUCCAGUCUCGAUGCUAUAUCAGCGCCCCCGUUGCCGUCAACGCCGAGCGUGCUGCCGAAAGCUGUCUCUUCAUCCAGGUCCCCCACAAGGUUCUUUACGGUGAUGCCGACCGAAGUGCUCUCGAGGCUAUCGCCAGCGCAAAGGACUCCGAGUCUCGAACAGCCCCUCUUGUCUCUGACAUCGAGGGUCUGGGUCGAUCGAUCGAGCAGACCAUCGACCUUCUCGACCGGGCAAGCGAGUGGAUCAACGGUGUUCUGGACGAGGACGAAGAGCCUAACAACAUCAUCGGCCAACAUCUUCUCAACGCUCUCUCCCUUGCCCCCAAGGUCGACCCCGAGCAGAUCGAGCACGACUUCAACAACCACAUCCAGGACGUCCUCAUGGUCAGCUACUUGGCCAACACUAUCCGCACUCAGAUCGAUCUUUCCCAGAGACUGGCUGUUGCCAACUUGGGCGGCACCGAAAAGGAGGGUGAGAACAAGACGGAGGAUAAGGGCAACCGACAGGGCGGCAAGCGAGGUGGACGAGGUGGUGGAAGAGGUGGUGGUCAACAGCGUGAGCCCCGUGAGCCUCGCGAGCCUCGCGAGCCUAGGGAGCCCCGCGAGCCCACCGAGUAA
This is a messenger RNA of Fusarium sp. VM40, 1095 nucleotides long. The record is from the annotation of a GenBank genome assembly. Lineage: Eukaryota; Fungi; Ascomycota; Sordariomycetes; Hypocreales; Nectriaceae.